AUGGAUUACAAGACAGCUUUGUGUCCUCCUGCAGAUGAGAGUAUACGAAACGAGAAGCGCUUUGGCAUGGAUUAUGGUUUUGCAGACCCAGCAAUGAAAUCCAAACCUCACUUGUGCGGCAGGGCGCACACGAUGAUGAUGCAGAGGUAUCAUGAGCACGAGACAGAGGUGUUCGAGCCCAAAGGCAAAGGUGGUGCUCCCGCCAAAGGCGGGAAGGCUGAGCGACGGGGAGGAUUCGACGGGAAGGGCCGAGAUAGCGUCAAGGGUCGGGAACCCUUCCGGGAGCCUUUCCGAGAGACCUUCCGCGAGCCCUUUCGAGAGCCCUUCCGAGAGUCUUUCCGCGAACCCCUUCCAAAUGCCGGCAAGGGCAGAGGCCGACCCGAGCGGCCUGCAGAGAGAUCGGAGCCUGAGUCGAGGGAGCACCUCGAGGCUGCGAAGGGGCCUAGGAUCCAGUUGAACACGAACCUCGCAGACCAGGGCAUGCUGGCUAGCCUGGAACGGCAGAUCAACGAGGCAAAGGGGACGCGCAUGUUUUUGGAGUGGGGUGGGUGCAUGGCAACUUGA
Symbiodinium pilosum is the source of this 564-nucleotide messenger RNA. The record is from the annotation of a GenBank genome assembly. NCBI's taxonomy places the organism in Eukaryota, Dinophyceae, Suessiales, Symbiodiniaceae.